This is a messenger RNA of Ostreococcus tauri, 639 nucleotides long. RefSeq names its product Domain of unknown function DUF296. The record is from RefSeq and is a predicted model, not a curated record. NCBI's taxonomy places the organism in Eukaryota, Viridiplantae, Chlorophyta, Mamiellophyceae, Mamiellales, Bathycoccaceae. The transcript has a single exon. Bases 1 to 639 code for a protein of 212 amino acids.
AUGCCACACGCGACGCACGCCAUCCGGCUCGUCCCCGGCGACGACCUCAAGGAAUCAAUCAUAAAGUACGUCCGCGACGCUCGCCUCACCAGCGCGUGGAUCGUGACCGCCGUCGGUUCGCUCUCGAGCGCGCGCGUGCGUCUGGCCAACUACUCCGCGCUCCUCCGCGGCUCCUCGAACGACGUCUACGACGCCCCGGACGAGCGGUUCGAGAUCGUGAGCUUAGUGGGUACGAUCUCAGCCGCGGGUGCGUCCUGUCACUUGCACUGCGCGCUCGGGGAUAAGAGAGGCGAGGUGAUCGGCGGGCACGUCCUGGACGGGUGCGUCGUGUUCACGACGUGCGAAAUCGUCCUCGGAAGCGAUCACGAGGUGACGUUCACGAGAGAACACGACGAACGAACGGGGUUCGAUGAGUUAGUCGUCUCUGGUCGAUCGAACGGCGACGCGGAAGACGAGGUGGCGGCGGAGACGAGCGCGAAACGAAGACGACGCGCGAGGCAGUUGGCGGCGGCGGAGCGGGAGCGAGAGGAGCGAGAGGAGAGAGGAGAGAAAGAGCCGGUGAGGGGGUUAUUCGGGUGGCUCGUGAACGUGGUUGCGCCGAGACCCAGGGACGAGGAGGCGGGGACGGAGGGUUCGUAG